AUGUUGAAGCCUGUUUUAAUCAUCUUUAUCAUUUUCUCCCUCUACACAGCCUCCACAGCCCAAUCAUCAUGCUCCACACACACCUUCCCAAGCAACCAAAUCUUCAGCACGUGCAUCGACCUCCCGAUCCUCAACUCACACCUCCACUGGAAUUACGACACCUCAGCAAGAACCCUAAAUAUUGCGUACCGCCACACGGGCAUCUCCCCCUCCAGGUGGAUAGCGUGGGCCCUCAACCCAACGGGCCAGGGCAUGGUCGGGGCCCAAGCCCUCGUGGCCCACCAAAGGCCCGACGGCAGCAUGAGGGCCUACACCUCCCCUGUCACCAGUUACCAGACCCGUCUCCAGGAAGGGAACCUCGGCUUCCCCGUUUCGGAUCUGUCCGCCACUUACUCGGAGGGCGAAAUGGUCAUUUUCGCCACCUUGAGACUCGACAAUUUCAGCUUGGGUGGGAAAGUUAAUCAGGUUUGGCAGGAAGGGCCCGUCUCUGGGGGCUUCCCGGGAAUGCAUCAGACGACAGGGGCUAAUAUGCAAUCGGUCGGGAGUUUGGAUUUGCUGUCGGGCUCGAUUCAUGGAGUGCUGAAUGCAAUAAGCUGGGGUCUCCUAUUGCCAAUUGGAGCUAUUUUUGCAAGGUAUUUAAAAGUAUUCCCUUGGGCCGAUCCUGCAUGGUUUUAUCUUCACGCGACCUGCCAAACCUCGGCCUACAUCAUUGGGGUUGCGGGCUGGGCCACGGGCCUACGGUUGGGAAGCCAAUCUUCUGGAGUCCAAUACACGGCCCACAGGAUUAUCGGCAUCGUCAUCUUUUGCCUUGGAACCCUACAGGUGACUGCACUGCUGUUGAGGCCGAAAAAGGAGCACAAGCACAGAAUCUACUGGAAUGUGUACCACCACACGAUCGGCUACUCGGUUAUAAUCCUCAGCAUUAUCAACAUUUUCAAAGGUUUUGACAUUCUAAAUCCGGCUGAGAAGUGGAAAAGAGCCUACGUGGGGAUACUAAUAGGUCUGGCUUUUCUUGGUGCAAUUUUGGAGGCCUACACGUGGUGUGUAGUUUUAAAGAGGAAAAAAUCGAGCCGCUCUCAGAAAAUGGCUAAUGGAGGUAAUGCUUACAGUGGAUAUGGAGCAUCAAGAGCACAUGAAUAUAGA
This is a messenger RNA of Striga asiatica, 1143 nucleotides long. The record is from the annotation of a GenBank genome assembly. NCBI's taxonomy places the organism in Eukaryota, Viridiplantae, Streptophyta, Magnoliopsida, Lamiales, Orobanchaceae.